ACCGCAGAAGGAAAAGAGGAGGAGGGAGUUCGUCGCGUAGCGGCAACGAACGCGCGGGGUUGGAGCCGAGCUGAGUCAGAAGGAGGACGAUGGAUGAGCUCCAAUCCGCCGAGGAGACUGCAUUUAUUGUGGAUGAAGUAAGCAACAUUAUAAAAGAGGCCAUAGAAGGAACAAUAGGUGGCAAUGCAUAUCUGCAUAGCAAGGUGAACCAAUGGACUACAACUGUUGUGGAGCAGAUUUUAAGUCAAUUGACAAAGCUGGGGAAACCAUUCAAAUAUGUUGUGACCUGUGUGAUUAUGCAAAAAAAUGGUGCCGGACUUCACACUGCAAACUCUUGCUUCUGGGACAAUGCCGCUGAUGGAGCCUGCACUGUAAGAUGGGAGAACAAGACUAUGUACUGUAUUGUCAGUGCCUUUGGACUUGCAAUAUAAUUGCCUUGAAAUUCUUCAAAUCUUGUCAUUGCUUUAAGUCCACGAAAACUGAAUUAGGUGAAUAACUAAGAACUCCCCAUUCUUUCUGAGGAAAAACAGGAGAGAAAUUUCAGUACUGUUAUAUAAGCAUGAUCCCUUGUUCACACCCAAACUCUGUCUUAACACUUUAAGGACUUUUUCUCAAGGUGCUAAAACCUGAAACUUGCUGCACUUCUAUAGCUUUACUCCAACUGUGUGGGUAAGACUGAUUUUCACUCUAGAUUUGUUUGUUUAUUAAAUUAUUGAAGCUCUGAA
Molecule: messenger RNA, 725 nt
Organism: Ahaetulla prasina
Lineage: Eukaryota; Metazoa; Chordata; Lepidosauria; Squamata; Colubridae
Gene: DYNLT1
Product: dynein light chain Tctex-type 1
Exons: 5
Coding region: 90-431 (113 amino acids)
Biological process (GO): microtubule-based movement
Cellular component (GO): cytoplasm; cytoplasmic dynein complex
Molecular function (GO): dynein intermediate chain binding
Source: RefSeq, a predicted model, not a curated record